UUUGUAGCUUUAGACAGAAGAAGAGAAAGAAAGAGCAGUAGCGAAGCCCCACUCCCACUCCCACUCCCACAGUUCCACUCCAUCUCAGUGAUUUCUUUUCUCUCUCUCCUCCUCGCCUCCUCUUUCAAAAUUCUAAGGCGUUCAGAACUUCAGAUCCAUGAAUAUGUUGGCUGGGAAGUGGCCUGUUAGUGGUGCCUGGUGAUCCUGUGACUGGCUCCGCGCUGGUGCCUGGUGGAGUCUUUCCGUGCGUGUUGGAUCUUCUGCCUGCUUCCCCUGCCGCCUUACGUCGUUGCGUUUUGCAGCCUGCAGUCAAAGUAGCGGAGGAGAGUCAGCAUCAGCAAUCACUCCAAUCCCCCCCCCCCCCCAAGGCAGGCGUAAAUUAGCAAGUAGCCACAGAGCUCGUGCCGAGGCUGUCCACCCACCUCAGCUGAGCUAAGAUAAGAAGCUAAGCUGAGCAGCUCUCUGACCAAGAUGGGCAAUUGCGGCACUAGAGAAGAAUCUGCUGUUGUAUCUCAUGCUCAAGUUCAUCAGCUUCACUUGCUAACCUCAUUGCAAGCAGCGGCAGCAACAAAUGGCAAUAGUAGAAAUGGUCAUGGUGGAGCAUUGGAAAAGAAACAGCAGCAUAGUAGCAAUAGGUCAGUUUCAGAUGUGAGCGAUCCUUCAUCUACUCCUCGGUUGAUGGGCGUGGAAGAAGACUCGAGGGAAAACGUGGGACUAUAUACAGAUGUAAUCGCUUUUACAUUGUAUGAGUUGGAGACCAUCACCAAGAGCUUCCGUUCAGACUACAUCCUUGGAGAAGGCGGCUUUGGUACCGUUUACAAGGGUUACAUUGAUGAGAAUGUCCGUGUUGGCCUUAAAUCUCUCCCAGUUGCGGUCAAGGUUCUCAACAAAGAAGGUCUUCAGGGCCACAGGGAAUGGCUUACGGAGGUCAAUUUUCUUGGCCAGCUCAGACAUCCUAAUCUUGUCAAGUUGAUUGGUUAUUGCUGUGAGGAUGACCACCGCUUACUCGUCUACGAGUUCAUGUUUCGAGGAAGCCUUGAAAAUCACCUGUUUCGAAAAGCAGUUGUUCCCUUAUCGUGGUCGACAAGAAUGAUGAUAGCCCUUGGAGCAGCUAAAGGACUUGCCUUCCUUCACAACGCUGAAAGGCCUGUUAUUUAUCGCGAUUUCAAGACAUCUAAUAUACUUCUAGACUCUGAUUAUACGACAAAGCUCUCUGAUUUUGGACUUGCAAAAGCUGGACCCCAGGGGGAUGAGACCCAUGUAUCAACUCGUGUUAUGGGAACCUACGGAUAUGCUGCUCCGGAGUAUGUGAUGACUGGUCAUCUCACAGCUAGAAGUGAUGUUUACAGCUUUGGAGUUGUACUCUUAGAGCUGUUGACAGGAAGAAGAUCGGUUGACAAGACCAGGCCAAGUAAGGAGCAGAACUUGGUGGAUUGGGCUCGACCAAAACUCAAUGACAAGAGAAAACUUUUGCAAAUAAUAGACCCUAGAUUGGAGAGUCAGUACUCGAUACGAGCGGCUCAGAAAGCCUGCAGUUUGGCAUACUAUUGCCUGAGCCAAAAUCCCAAGGCAAGACCCUUGAUGAGUGACGUAGUUGAGACUCUGGAACCUUUACAGAGUAUUGGUGAUGGUGUAGGUGAAAUGUCAUCUACAUCCUCGUCGUUACCAGUAUCAGCAUUCAGAAGUAAGCGCACUACUCAAUUUACCACAAGAGGAAUGUCGGAUUACCCGAUACGACAAAGAUGUCACGAUAAUGUUAGUGCUGCUGCUAGUUGUCGCUCACCUAAUCCAAACUGUUCUCCAAGUGUUCCUGCACCUUGCCGAGUGAGAUGACUAUUAAAUGUUUAGUGUCUACCUUACACGCAACCUUUAUAGCAAGUUAAUCAUCCACCUGCUUGAUGUGAUGUAAAUGGUUUAUUUGAGGUGCUUCCAAUCUAUUAUGCAGAUGGCCAACGUUUGUUUUCUUAUUGCAGCUUUUUCACAUACCAUUCCGUUUUCGGUAAUUCUGACGUUGUUUCGUCAUGAUGACGAACUCGCUCUUACACGCAACCUGUUAUAGCAAGUUAAUCGUUGUUGCA
Beta vulgaris subsp. vulgaris (sugar beet) is the source of this 2078-nucleotide messenger RNA. Its product is annotated as probable serine/threonine-protein kinase PBL8. The coding region runs from base 472 to 1833 and encodes 453 amino acids. Gene Ontology annotation, molecular function: ATP binding; protein kinase activity. The transcript is spliced from 7 exons. The record is from RefSeq and is a predicted model, not a curated record. Gene Ontology annotation, biological process: protein phosphorylation. Lineage: Eukaryota; Viridiplantae; Streptophyta; Magnoliopsida; Caryophyllales; Amaranthaceae.